CUUGCUUUGAAUUAACUACACAACAAGCAAUCAAGAAAUCAACGAAAGAGCAGCUAUUAUAUGAACGUGUGAUUUGUUCUGUACAAUAAAGUAUAUACAGUGCGCGCAAUGGAGAAAGCCAACCAAAUGAAUGUCCUCAAAUUUAUGGUCAUAGCUGGCGUGAUUGCAUCACAAAUACCAGUUGAAUGUCACCUAGAAAAUUCAUUUGAAAUCGAAAAAUUGGAUUGCACCUAUGAUGCAAGCUAUUUUAAUGAAGGCAGCGGAGAAUGUGCAUUGAAAGCGGUCGACGGUCGAAAUAAAUUUGUCAGUGGUCACGGUGAAUUAACAAAGUCUAUCGAUGAACUCAAGAUCAACGUUCAAGUGUAUUUUGGAGAUGAAAGUGCGUUGGCAGACGGCCAUUUUAAUUUAUUGUUCAACAUUUCGGAAAAUCUGUGCCAUUUGGCUGUUGAAGCAAAGACGUCUGGUGUUGCAUCGAUGGUUCGUCCUAUAUGGCAACAAUAUACAAACUUGCCGCUCGAAUGUCCAGUCGAAACAGGAACAUAUUAUUUGAACGACAUGGACUACAAUGAUUUAGCUGGACAAUUUAUACCGGUUACUGUUCCAAAUGGACAAUAUAAAAUCCACAUAAAAAUUCUUCAUAAAAAUGACACCGUAUUGAGUGAAUCAAUUUUGCUGGCAAUCACAGCAAAAAAAUCAACUUUAAAUUCAGAAUAAUUAUUUGACGUACAUAUAACGUUGAUUAUGGUCCUCGAAAAAAUCGCAAUCUCUUCAUGGAAUCAUAUAUACCGGCAUCGUGUUUUUCAUUUUGUUUUGUGACUGUGUGUGUAUUCAGAGUUCAAUUCAAUUCGUAACCACUUUACAUUUUAUUCAAUAACGAGUUGU
Contarinia nasturtii (swede midge) is the source of this 882-nucleotide messenger RNA. RefSeq lists its product as uncharacterized. Bases 109 to 714 code for a protein of 201 amino acids. The transcript has 5 exons. The record is from RefSeq and is a predicted model, not a curated record. NCBI's taxonomy places the organism in Eukaryota, Metazoa, Arthropoda, Insecta, Diptera, Cecidomyiidae.